GUCAAAUUACAAAAAAGAAGAAUAUACUGUAUCUGUCACCAGUUUCCAUAUAUAUUAUAAUUCUCUUUGGUCACCAGAGUCUGUCACCAUCUGCCAAAGUCUAAAAGAAUUUGUAUCGUUUCCUAUAAUUUCCAAUAAUCGAUUGCCACUAACUGUAAACAGUGAUGUCUGUCGUGGUGCCAAUGGAGUCGAACCCUGAGACUAUGAACAAGUAUUUGCAUAAGCUUGGCGUUUCUGAAAAAUGGCGUAUGGUUGACGUGAUUGGCCUCGAAGGGGAGGCCUUGCAGUGGGUCCCUCGGCCCGUGCUGGCUGUCAUACUCCUACUGCCGCUCUCAGACGCGUACGAGCAAAACCGAUGCGAGAAGGAAAACGAUUUUUUGAACAAACGCCAGGAAACACCUAAGGAUAUGUUCCACUUGAAGCAGGUGCUAAGUAAUGUUUGCGGAACUAUCGCUUUGGUUCACAGCGUCGCGAAUAACACCCACCACAUCGAUUUGGACGAUGGGCUGCUGAAGACAUACCUUAAAGAUGCGCAAGGCCUGGAUGCUUCUGCAAAAGGAGCGCUCCUUGAAAAUUCUGUUGCAAUACUAGAAGCUUACAAGGACAUUAUUGACGAGGAAGAGGGGGACGCUGAGGAAACUGUAAACAACCAUUUCGUUACGUUCGUUCACAAGGAUGGCGCACUGUACGAGUUGGACGGCCGAAAAUCGUUCCCUGUUAACCACGGGCCGACCACUUCGGAGACGCUUCUGGAAGAUGCUGCCAAGAUCUGUCGUGAUUUUAUCGCCCGCGAGCCCGAGAACAUCGGCUUCAACGUCGUGGCACUCGUCCCGACCCAAUAAAACGUUUUUUUUAAUUGAUUCCAAUUUAAUGUCAAUGUCGCAAAAUAAAUUUGAUUAUAGUUGA
Molecule: messenger RNA, 906 nt
Organism: Manduca sexta (tobacco hornworm)
Lineage: Eukaryota; Metazoa; Arthropoda; Insecta; Lepidoptera; Sphingidae
Product: ubiquitin carboxyl-terminal hydrolase
Exons: 1
Coding region: 165-842 (225 amino acids)
Biological process (GO): ubiquitin-dependent protein catabolic process; protein deubiquitination
Cellular component (GO): cytoplasm
Molecular function (GO): cysteine-type deubiquitinase activity
Source: RefSeq, a predicted model, not a curated record